CACCAAUCACUCUAUACUAGCAUGCAAAAAACGGAUAUAUAUCUUAUAAAAAAAAACAUUUAUCCUAAGAACAUAAAAAUCGUUGAAUCAAAGUAGAAAACCCAAAAAAACAAAAAAAAACCAUGUUGCCUCUUAAAAUCUCGAUUCAACGAGCGAGAAAUCUAAAGGCCUUGAAGCCUUCGAUCUUUGCUUUGAGAAGCUCUUAUUAUUUUUCCACUGGUGUUGUUGAGCCUUCUUCAAGCCUCCGUAGCCCUCCGAGAGUCCCGAAUCUUAUUGGAGGAAAGUUCGUUGAUUCGCAAUCAUCUUCAACCAUUGAUGUGAUAAAUCCCGCAACACAAGAAGUUGUAUCACAAAUUCCUUUGACGACGAAUGAAGAGUUCAAAGCUGCAGUCUCUGCAGCAAAGCAUGCUUUUCCGGCGUGGCGUAACACGCCAAUUACUACCCGUCAGCGUGUCAUGCUCAAGCUUCAAGAGCUUAUUCGUAGAGACACUGAUAAGCUAGCGAUGAAUAUCACUACUGAACAGGGGAAGACCUUGAAGGAUGCUCAUGGAGAUGUUUUCCGUGGGCUAGAGGUGGUGGAACAUGCUUGUGGAAUGGCAACUUUGCAGAUGGGAGAGUAUGUCCCAAAUGUGGCAAAUGGAAUUGAUACCUUUAGCAUCAGAGAGCCACUUGGUGUAUGUGCUGGGAUUUGCCCUUUCAACUUUCCAGCAAUGAUUCCUUUAUGGAUGUUCCCUGUUGCAGUUACAUGUGGCAAUACCUUUGUCUUGAAGCCAUCGGAGAAAGAUCCCGGUGCUUCUAUAAUACUUGCGGAAUUGGCAAUGGAGGCCGGUUUACCUAAUGGUGUCUUAAAUAUUGUUCAUGGCACCAAUGAUAUUGUUAAUGCUAUCUGUGAUGACGACGACAUUAGAGCUAUAUCAUUUGUGGGCUCUAAUACUGCUGGAAUGCACAUAUAUUCAAGGGCAUCAGCUAAAGGAAAACGUGUACAAUCCAACAUGGGAGCUAAAAACCAUGCAAUCGUCUUACCUGAUGCCAACACUGAUGCCACUUUGAAUGCCUUGGUUGCUGCUGGUUUUGGUGCAGCGGGACAGAGAUGUAUGGCACUGAGCACUGUAGUUUUUGUUGGAGACUCACAGUCAUGGGAGAAUAAACUGGUGGAAUGUGCAAAGUCUCUAAAAGUAAAUGCAGGAACAGAACCUGAUGCAGACCUUGGUCCAGUGAUCAGCAAACAGGCCAAGGAACGAGUAUGCAAAUUAAUUGAAAGUGGUGUCGAAAGUGGUGCCAGACUUCUGCUUGAUGGAAGAAAUAUAGUGGUUCCAGGAUACGAGGAUGGCAAUUUUAUUGGUCCCACCAUCUUAUCCGGUGUCACAGCUGAUAUGGAUUGCUACAAGGAGGAAAUUUUUGGCCCAGUUCUUCUUUGCGUGGAGGCUGACAGCUUUGAAGAAGCCAUCCACUUCGUGAACAGAAAUAAAUAUGGCAAUGGAGCUGCCAUAUUCACUACAUCUGGUGCUGCUGCAAGGAAAUUCCAAACUGAGAUAGAGGCUGGGCAGGUUGGCAUCAAUGUUCCUAUACCAGUUCCCUUGCCAUUUUUCUCUUUUACUGGCUCCAAGGCAUCUUUUGCUGGCGAUCUCAACUUCUAUGGCAAGGCUGGUGUUAAUUUCUACACCCAGAUCAAAACAAUAACUCAGCAAUGGAAGGAUCUACCAGGUGGUGGUGGAGUUUCUCUAGCAAUGCCGACUUCACAGAAACUAUAACGAUGCCAUGUCCUACCAACUAUCAUCUGCAAUGCAUUUGUAAACCAUAAAUAAAGUAAUUCGAGGUCUUCUGCUCCCC
This is a messenger RNA of Populus euphratica (Euphrates poplar), 1830 nucleotides long. Its product is annotated as methylmalonate-semialdehyde dehydrogenase [acylating], mitochondrial-like. Gene Ontology annotation, biological process: L-valine catabolic process; thymine catabolic process. Gene Ontology annotation, molecular function: methylmalonate-semialdehyde dehydrogenase (acylating, NAD+) activity. Lineage: Eukaryota; Viridiplantae; Streptophyta; Magnoliopsida; Malpighiales; Salicaceae. The record is from RefSeq and is a predicted model, not a curated record. The transcript is spliced from 19 exons. Bases 123 to 1751 code for a protein of 542 amino acids. Gene Ontology annotation, cellular component: mitochondrion.